Molecule: messenger RNA, 3132 nt
Organism: Cladophialophora psammophila CBS 110553
Lineage: Eukaryota; Fungi; Ascomycota; Eurotiomycetes; Chaetothyriales; Herpotrichiellaceae
Product: kinesin family member 18/19
Exons: 2
Coding region: 1-3132 (1043 amino acids)
Biological process (GO): microtubule-based movement
Molecular function (GO): microtubule binding; microtubule motor activity; ATP binding
Source: RefSeq, a predicted model, not a curated record
AUGGCCUCCGAUGGUGCCUCCUCAAUUUCAGUCACUGUCCGAGUUAGACCGUUCACAAUCAGAGAAGCCGCUCAACUGACAAAGUGCGACGACACAACGAUCUUUCUGGGUGAUGGCUCGCUGGCUGCUGCCCCAACUCCAAAGCUCUCUCAAAAGGGCAUUCGCUCCGUCAUCAAAGUCGUCGAUGAGAAGUGUUUGAUAUUCGAUCCUCCGGAAGACAACCCUGUCCAGAAGUUCUCACGUUCAGUCGUCCCCUCCGGUAAAAGAGUCAAAGACCAGACAUUUGGUUUCGAUCGCAUUUUCGACGAAAAUGCGUCCCAGGGUGAAGUGUACGAAGCCACUACAAGGCCACUGCUGGAUAGUGUCUUGGAUGGAUAUAAUGCAACCGUCUUCGCUUAUGGCGCAACGGGUUGUGGAAAGACUCACACAAUCACCGGCACAGCCCAAGAGCCAGGCAUCAUUUUCUCAGCUAUGAAGGAGCUAUUUGAGAGGCUUCAAGAGCAGUCUAGCGAAAAGGUCACAGAGAUAUCCUUGUCCUAUCUUGAGAUCUACAACGAAACUAUCCGUGAUCUGCUCGUCCCGAGCAACGUCAAAGGCGGGUUGAUGCUGAGAGAGGAUUCCAACCAGACAGUCUCAGUUGCGGGUCUCUCAAGCCAUCACCCGCAAAGUGUUGAAGAGGUCAUGGAGAUGAUAAUGAGAGGGAAUGAAAUGCGGACAAUGUCACCCACGGAAGCCAACGCAACUUCUUCCCGAUCACACGCCGUCUUGCAGAUCAACGUGGCUCAGAAGGACCGGAACGCCGGCGUUGAGGAGCCCCAUACAAUGGCAACUUUGAGCAUAAUCGAUCUGGCCGGUAGCGAACGUGCAAGCGCUACCAAGAAUCGAGGCGAACGUCUGCUCGAAGGUGCUAACAUCAACAAAUCUCUCCUGGCACUGGGAAGUUGUAUCAAUGCCCUUUGUGAUCCACGCAAACGCAACCACGUACCUUACAGAAAUUCGAAACUCACUCGUCUGCUCAAAUUUUCUCUCGGCGGCAAUUGCAAGACUGUCAUGAUCGUUUGUGUCAGCCCUUCAAGUGCACAUUUUGACGAAACGCAAAACACUCUCCGAUACGCCAACCGAGCGAAGAAUAUUCAGACAAAGGUCACUCGAAACGUGUAUAAUGUCAACCGUCACGUCAAAGAUUACCUGGUGAAGAUCGACGAACAGAUGGCACAGAUCAACGAAUUGAAAGCUCAACUGAAAGACGCAGAGACGUUUGCUUUCACCAAAUUCAAGAAGCAAAAUGAGAAGAAAGAAAUCAUUGCUCGAGAAGGAGUACAGAGAAUCAGAGCGGCAUACGAGAACUCUGGGGCAGAAAGACAAGAAAGAACGAACAACAUGAUCAAGUUGAAACAAAUAGGCCGACGGAUUGCCAUGCUGUCUUCUUGGAUUUCCGCCUUCGAUGCUGUUUACGACAACCUGGACGAAGAAGAUCUCAUGAAAAAUAUGCAGGCUGUGAAGAAGACGGCUCAAGGCAUCAUGAUGGAGUUGGAGAGCGGUCGACAUCACUGCCAACAGAAAGUUCUGAAGAAUAGCUGGGACCGUCCCAUGAACACGGCCUUGGAGCAUAGCUUGAAACAGUUGAAGGAAGUGGAUACAGGCGACAUGAUUGAUGCUGAGAUGCUUCGACGCGAAGUGGAACUGCUGAAGUUAAAUGCUGAGCGGGAAGCUUUCGCAGCUUUGGCGGAGCAAGACAAAAAUGGAGACGCACCCACUAUCCAAGUUCUGCUGCGAGCUCACUUUGAGACCAUCUCUGCCAUUGAAAACUUGAACCGCAUGAGCGUCGAUGAGGCAGUUGAAGCCGCCACUCAGAUUCUGGGAAGGAUGAUCAAUUCUGCAGCGGGCGCAGCAUCUUAUGUCGUCAAACCAGAUGGAAGCCUUGCUCCUGUCGAGGCAUUUGCCCCCACCAAGGCGGGCACUCCCAAACGACGCAAACAGAAUGUCAACAACUCCAUCGUGGAAGGAAGUCCCGUGAGGGCUAAGCCCGCUGCGAUUAUGGCUUCUCACCUCACAUUAUCCCCAGCUAAACCAUCGCCUAGACGUCGUGGUCUGCUAGGGAGUGCAAAGAAAGGUGUCCAGUUAUCCUUCACUCCGAAGAAAAGAAAAGUUCCUGGCAAGGGCGUUAAACGAGCUGUAAGAUGGAAAGACGACAUCGAGGAUGGCGCUCUUGCGGAGUUUGAGAAGACGCCCCAGAAAUUCACUUCGUCGGACGAAUCAACCACUGAAAUCAGCCUCCCUCAAGUGUCAGAUCUGACCUCGUCCUUCUCGAAACUGCAGACACAAUCUCCUGAUUCUUCCCCCAUCCCUCCUCCCCCAGACGCUACACUAAACGUCCAACCAAAGAGCAGCCGCUUCCAAGCCGGGUUUCUUUCUAAGAGAUAUGAUGGUUCACCGCUCUCCUCAAGCAUGAUGCCUCCAAAGAUGACGCCGCUGUCGUCCUCAGACAACGAGGCAUCGCCCUUGAGAGAAAUCGACCCAAGCAGAGCAUCGAACCGCCGCUCUCUCAUUCCCACGCAACACAAUAAAGCCACUGCAGACUCGUUCACAGACAUUGGCGGUAUUUCCUCGGCCACAAACUCUGACACGGAAAACCACAAUAGUACUGCCUCUGACAAAGAAGACGUGCUCAAAAUCCGUGAGGCAGUCAAACGCUCCUCUUCCCUUCGCCGUUCAGGAAUUCAUGCUUCCCGGACUCAGCGGCGCCGAUCUCCUACGGCAGCAACGGCGGGGGUUGUGGGUUCUCCGCCCAACGAGUCGAUGUUCGCUGCCGGCCAUGUUAGGAGGAUGGUCCAUGGCACGAAGAACGACUUUUUGAAAGAGAACGACGCAGGGUCUUGGAAGGUUGGCGUGCUUAGUCCACGCGUUCAAGGAAUCGUUAGUCAUGGGAAGAGUUUGGGGACACAGUUGAAUCCUAUGCGACGGACGACAAUGAGUGGGAUGGACGUGCGAGGCACCCCCAACAGCGCUGGCGGUGGUGCCGAGCGAGCAGGAGGAGUGAGGCUCUCUUCUGUUACGCAUGGCCCAAUCGGGCACGGACAUUCCGCUAGUAGGGGAAGUCUGAUGCCUACCGGGAAAGCGGUAUGGCGUUAA